AUGCCAAGUGCAAUGGUACCUGCCAAGUUGGACUUGGGUGGCUUUGAUGUCGCGGACCCGAUGUUGGACGACCAGGAGAUGGCGAGAGUCAACAGGAGGGGCCUGAUAGCCGAGGCGCUCGGCAUCGAGUGCAUCGGCUGGGUUUUCACCUCACUCCCUUUGGACGAUGGACUACUCCUCUCCCCGGACGAAGUGGUCCGAAUCGCCAGGCUGCAGAAUGAUCACUCGACCGACAAACACUUCACAAAGUAUGCGUUGUCCAAGUUUGUGUCGUGUGCAGUCCGGCCGGACCCGGCGCAAAAUGGCGCACCCGGGAUCAAUCCGUUCAUGGUCUCAGAGCAAGCUUGCGCCAUGCUCCGCGACGGGAUACUCGAAGCCUUGCCGAGCGAGCGCCGCGCCUGUGUGGUACGCGAGGCCGGUGCUUAG
This is a messenger RNA of Symbiodinium natans, 426 nucleotides long. NCBI's taxonomy places the organism in Eukaryota, Dinophyceae, Suessiales, Symbiodiniaceae. The record is from the annotation of a GenBank genome assembly.